Molecule: messenger RNA, 1484 nt
Organism: Culex quinquefasciatus (southern house mosquito)
Lineage: Eukaryota; Metazoa; Arthropoda; Insecta; Diptera; Culicidae
Exons: 2
Coding region: 568-981 (137 amino acids)
Source: RefSeq, a predicted model, not a curated record
CAAGUUAACAUUGAACAAAACUCACAUUUUCUGGCUGUGCUUCGAAUAACAGACUGUCUAGGGAAACAGACUGGCCAAUGCAAAAUAAACAGGCACUGGCAACGUAUGUUUUGUGCUGGGCGUAAAGGGCGUUUGGUGUCCAGAAACAUUGGCCAAUUUGUUUCCCAAGACAAUCUGUACGUCGAAUUAGGUGCAAAAUUGGCAAUAACUUCAACGCCAGAGAAUUAACAAAUCACUCCAAACGCUUAAAUUGCUUAUGCUUAUCCACCCUUUUCUUAUGUUGCCCCAUAUAAAUAAUAUUAUAUUUGCAGAUUUUUUGCUUUGCCAAUACAUAUAAAUUAUGCUUGGGCUGAAAAGCAAACUCAGUUACAGGGGUAGUCGACAUUCGCGACUUUCGCGACAUCCCCGAGCGCGAGCUGCAGAAAAACAACACAAAGCAGAAACUGUCAAAUCUGAAAAGUCUCCGACUCGCUAAACUCGCUGCGUAAAAUGUUUGGUUAAAAUUGCCGGUUUCUGUGACUUCCGUUACAAAUCCUGCUUACUAAAUGCCAGCGUCACCCUCGUGGGAUGUGGACAACCGGAGAGCAGGAACACAGCCAAAAAAUGAUGCCACAUCAACCCAUUUUUGCUGGGCCCGAUCGGUUUGGACCUGUGCUGGAGGAGGGCAAGGUUAAUUUGAGGACCACGAACGACGUGGGGGUUCCGUCGUCCUGCGCCUGCUGGAGGUCGAGCAUCCAGCCACAAGGUGCUCUUAACGUUGGUCCAGAUCCAGAACGAGAAGUUCGAUGGACGAACCUCGUCAGUUGUCGUCAUCGUUAUCAAGUUGCUGGUAAUGUAAAAGAUUCCCCUGGCUUAUAUCACCGAUUCGGCUAUCAGCUGGGCUGCAAGGUGGACGAGUUGGAUCGUGAAAUGAACACAAUUCAAAAAUGUGGUUUCCGGAUGUUGCUGCGCCGUUUUGACCCUUUCAAUUUAUCUCGUUGAGUUCGUUGGAACAGCAGGUCAUCGCCGAGUAUGCCACUUUACUGAUGAUGAUCUAAAAAUCCUCCGCCGUCACCGCUGCCAAGGACGCUACCGAUUGCAUGGCCAGCUUCUACUGAAGCAAUCGGCCUUGGCUUAGUUCUACAGGUUUGUUUUAGUAUUCAGCUUCCUCUUUAAAGCUUGUGGUUAGUCAAAAUGAUUAUUAUUAUUAUUGUUUUUUUAGGUCGCAUUGCACGACAGUCACAAUAGUUUCAAAACGGAGACAUCGGUCUUCGCUGGGGAGAAGUGCACAAUCACACGCCGUGGAGUACCGACGUUGCGCCGCUCUGUCGGUUCCGGGCUAGCUUUGCGCGAGGUCACAUGAUUACAAUCUUUGUCGAGCUGAAUCCUGCUAAGAGAUGCUGUUUGAACAUCAAAAGAGCAGCAUGCUGAACACGAGUAAGAUUACUUUUUAUUUCCAUCCUUUUCUGGAUUAUUUGUUUGAUUAGUUUUUCAUUUCUACUUAA